Messenger RNA from Trichogramma pretiosum, 1726 nucleotides. RefSeq lists its product as uncharacterized. The transcript has 2 exons. NCBI's taxonomy places the organism in Eukaryota, Metazoa, Arthropoda, Insecta, Hymenoptera, Trichogrammatidae. The record is from RefSeq and is a predicted model, not a curated record. Gene Ontology annotation, molecular function: protein binding. The coding region runs from base 198 to 1643 and encodes 481 amino acids.
GCAUUUUACGUGACUUCGGCGGGCAUGUGGGAUAUAGUUACACGCAGACGGCAGAUGGCCAUGUGUUUUUUAUUCUCUGUAUUCUCGGUAUUAUAGAUCGUAGCGUGUGAACACAGUUCAGUGUAGGUUACGACGCCGCAACGUGAACAACGAAAUAAUAUCUCGUCUAUACGGCAGCAAGUGAUUGAUAAAAAACCAUGCCCACUUCAGACCGCUUGGAAAAAUUGAGGAGGCUGCGAAACGGUGUCAAUUGGGAUCUCAAAGAGGACCGUCGCCAAUGUCUCAAUAAACUUCAUCGCUUGGUCAGCAAAUGGACGGACCAAAUUCCCGAUCCCCGAGACGCUUUUCGGCCCGCAGAAAUCGACUUGCUUCUAUCGGAUUCCCUAAGUUACGGCACUAAAGAUCGGGUUUACUAUUGUAGGUUUAAAUUCCUCUUCAAUCUAAUGGAGAUCGACUACAAAGACAAGCCCGAGGUCGACGAAGACGGCGAGCCGCUGUUGCGCCGCACCACGACGCUGCAUCGCUUGGCCAGGGGCGAGUACAAGAACUGCUACAGUGACGAUUGCGUGAGAGUCAACAUAAUCCCCGAUGUAUUUAAAAUCUACGACGAGAACAAUUACGCCGACGAAUUGGGAUUGACGCACUUCCACGUGGCCUGCAAAUUCAACUGUUUCAAAGUCGUCGAGAAAUUUCUCGAGCUCGGCCAGGUCGAUCCCAAUCACCUCGUGCCGGAAACGGGCGAUUCGCCGCUGCACUUGGCUCUGGACAACGGCGUGCACUUCGCGUUAGCCAAACUGCUGCUGCGGAAAGGCGCCGAUCCGAAUGCAGUCGACGCGAAGGGAUCGACGCCUCUGCACGCUAUUCUUCGGAAAUUCUCGGACGAGGACACGGUGAACGGAUUCUUCGAUAUCUGCGACAAGAUAAAUAAGUUGGUGCGAGUCGACGUCGAGGACAAGUUGGGCCAAACACCUCUGCAGUUGGCCGUGGCGAAUCUCUGGCCUAAAACCGUCGAUCGACUCUUGGAUCGUGGCGCCGAUCUGUCGAGCUUCGUUUUUCCCGACGAGAGUCUUUUCUUUAAGAGUCUUGACAAGUCGUUUAAAGCGGUUUAUCAUUUGAACAAAAGUAAAUUAAAAUUACAAUAUGUAUCAAACGCUCUGGCCGUCGUCGAACGUUUGGUAAAAGGAGGAUACGAGCUGGACCUAAGCGACGUCCUGACGAUCAUGAAAUUGUUCGCCAAGUACGAAUUUUUCGAGAAUUCGGAUCUGCUCGACUCUUGGCUCAGCUUCGAGGACUACUCGAGCAAGACGAAAGAGAUAAUGCUGACAGAGGGCCUGUCGCUCUACGACUUGAUCCAGUUGCAACCCAAAGAGACGGCGAAACAUCUCAAUUACAAGGACUACUACGAGUUUCGGCGCACGCAAGAUAAGCGUUGGUGCGCGCUCAACGCGAGGCAACUUGAAGCUUGCGCUCUUCAUCUGUGCGAGAAAAUGUCGAGAAAAUUUUUCGAACGUUGGGCGCUGGAUUCUUUUAUGGAACUGACUCACUGUCGGCUGCCGAUUCUCUGCUGCGACUUGAUCGUCGAUAAUCUAAAGAACCAAGAUUUAUAUAAUAUUUGCUUGGCGGCUGCGGGCCGAAGCUCUUGAUGUAGAUUCCGCAUUAUGUCUGAAGUAUUUAUUUUUUGUGUGCACGGUGUAAUUGAAUGCUGAAUUUUGUCAUUGAAAUAAAU